CCGCGUCCCCGCCUACGUGCAGCGCUACUUACUCAAACACUCGCUGGGCGCCUCGCGCCGUGCUUUCACGUUUCUAACUGCCCUCUGUUGUGAUUACAUCAAAGGUUAUUGGACGAGCCCGCGUCACGUGCUCAUCCUUCGACAGGAGUUUCCACGACAGCUGAGAAGCAGCUAAAUGCGUUUUUUCACCUGUAACAUUGAACAUUUUAAAGUCCACCGAGUCGAAGCUUCGCAAAAUGGGAGACAAGAAGAGCCCCACGAGGCCGAAGCGGCAACCCAAGCCCUCCUGCGACGAUGGCUACUGGGACUGUAGCGUGUGCACGUUCAGGAACAGCGCUGAGGCGUUUAAGUGCAUGAUGUGUGAUGUCAGGAAGGGGACGUCGACGCGAAAACCUCGGCCUGUUUCACAACUGGUUGCGCAGCAAGUAAAUCAGCAGUUUGCAUCACCUACACACCCCAAAAAGAAGAAAGAAAAAUCAGAGAAGGACAAAAGUGAUAAGGAGACAGGACUGAAAAGAAAAAGUCAUAAAAAGAUGAGGCCCAGGUUAAAAAACAUAGACCGGAGCAGUGCCCAGCAUCUAGAGGUCACAGUUGGAGACUUGACUGUAAUAAUCACAGACUUUAAGGAGAAAGCCAAACCCACAUCCACUUCAACAAGUGCUGCCUCAGCAGACCAACUCAGUCAAAGCGGCUCAAGUUCUGAUAACACUGAAAGAGGGGUCUCCAGGUGCUCGUCGCCUCAUGGGGAAGGCUCACCUGUCAAUGGAGAGGCUCACUAACCUUUACACUCUGCCAUCACAUCUCACUUUCCUGCACUCUGCAAAGCCUCAACCAGAGAUUAAACUUCAACAUGCAAGGUUUUUUUACAAAAAUAAUAAUAGAAAUGCAAGCAUUCACCUCCAUUAGGGGUUGUACUUUUCACUGCCUUUGAAUGAUGUUAAAGAAUUCAUGAGUCAGGACAUAUUUCAACUCGAUGGACUGCUGAAGCAAAAUCUGUUAUGAACUGAAAAGAGAGAAAGUAGCAUUAAAUAGUGGAUGUUGGUGGAAGUGUGCUACAGUACAUGUCGUGGUGACUUGUGUUUUGCACCUUAGUGUCACGUCAGCCUCACACUCAGGUGGCCGUUUCUGCACACAAUUCACGAAAGGACACGUGAAGUCAUCUCAGAAUUGUAGUUUAUCUUUCAAUUUUGUUACUGUGAUUUGCACUUACUGGCAUCCUAUUUUUCACGAUAACAGGUUUAGCAUUAUUUCCACUUUGCUGUUAUCAGUAAAUCAUAACACUGUUGCUAAUUGGCCUUAUCCAGCUCCCUUCUUUGUUCUGGGAUGCAAUAAUAGUUAUAUUGUCUAACAUUUGAGUAAAUAUUGUUAUUCUAUGUAUGCUUGUCCUUCAUUUGGUAGAGCUGAGCAUGAUUUAUUCUAUAGAAUGGUUUAUAAAGUAAUUAAAGUUAAAUAAAAUAAGUUGUAGA
This is a messenger RNA of Betta splendens (Siamese fighting fish), 1466 nucleotides long. RefSeq names its product YY1-associated factor 2-like. Gene Ontology annotation, molecular function: DNA binding; transcription coregulator activity. Gene Ontology annotation, biological process: positive regulation of DNA-templated transcription. The record is from RefSeq and is a predicted model, not a curated record. The transcript is spliced from 4 exons. Gene Ontology annotation, cellular component: nucleus. NCBI's taxonomy places the organism in Eukaryota, Metazoa, Chordata, Actinopteri, Anabantiformes, Osphronemidae. The coding region runs from base 237 to 779 and encodes 180 amino acids.